Molecule: messenger RNA, 1758 nt
Organism: Eutrema salsugineum
Lineage: Eukaryota; Viridiplantae; Streptophyta; Magnoliopsida; Brassicales; Brassicaceae
Exons: 3
Coding region: 1-1758 (585 amino acids)
Source: RefSeq, a predicted model, not a curated record
AUGCCGAGGGAUUUUCGGCACAUGAUCGGCAUUCUGGUUCGAAGUUUUGAAUGCGGGCUCGAUAUUGAACUGAAUCACCUGAUAAACUUGUUGGAGAUCAGAAAAGCUCCGAAGGGAGACAGAUUUUAUAUCUCCAACAAGUCAAACCGCCGGAUCAUAGGUGGUUUUCCAAGCAAGGAUCAGUUUUGGACCAAGCGCUUCUUCUAUGUCUUGGUGAACGAGGCGUCAGUCGGCGAGGAUUACGUUCAAAAAACCAAGACCGCUUGGGGACCACUUGUUCGGAACAUUCUUCCCCCGAUUCCCGACGACCUCUUUGUUGUUCCAGAUUCUCUUGCGGCUCGAAGAGUUAAUUGGAGGAAGCAUUUUUCAUUCGAGAGAGUGGAAAGAGCACGAGCCAUUCUUGCGGGAGUUCCUGUUAGCUCUUCGUCUUCAAAUUCUUCACUAGACACAAGGGAGAAAAUGGUGAUCAUUACCCUUAGAGAUAAGAAAAGGCGCGAAGAAGAAGAAGCUGCGAGACGAGCCGCGGAGGCGGCUCAAGCAGAGACCGAGGCUGUCCCUCAGAAUGAUCCGCCGAGCCGUGAAGGUGAAGGCACGGUCCGAGCCGCGGAGGCAAACAUUACCGAGGCGACCGAGAAAGAAGCAGCCCCCGAGGUGGAACCGGGCGAGAUUAUUCCCGAGGCGCCCAAAGAUGACUCUGCGGCGCAGAGUAAAACUCCUUCAAACUCAGCUAUUCUGGCUCUUCCGAAGUCAUCGAGGCCCCCGACUUCGGUUUUACAGAAGCAUGAUUCCAGCCGAAAACGUUCGGCUGCUGAUAAGGGGAAGGGCGUUGCUAUCCAAAAGGACAAGCCGUCCAAGAAGAAGCGCAAGCAGGCUCCCGGUGAUCCCGCUGCACGCAAACUGGUCGUCGACGACCCCAACGCUUUGGCAAUAAUGUUCGCACGUGUUAACAACGCGAACACGCGUCUUCCUCCUCUUGAGAAGCUGAGGAGACCGAGGUCGUAUGGCGCGAUGGCACAGCGCGGUACCAACUUUGUAAAGGCCAUCAACGAGCUGAUAGCUGAAUACGAGGCAGACCUGUCUAAGGUCGAACGUCGCCUGGACGAGGCUCGGAACAAGACCGCGGCGGCGAAGGGGAAGCUUGACGAGGCGAUGACCCGGGUGUCGAGGCUGGAAGAGGAGAAGAUAGUUCUUCGGGCCGAUAUCGACAAGUUUUCUGCCUCGGUCAUAAGCCUCGAGGAGGCUAGGAGAGCCAAAAGCACCGAGGUGGCGUUGCUUAAAAGGCGUAUCGAGGCCAAGGAUGCCUUGUUUAACGCCAAGGUCAAGCGUGCGAAAAAGGAAGCGAGGCGAGAGCUGACGGCUAAGUUUCAGGAGCGCCUCGCCAAGGUGGAAGAAGGUUUGGCCAAGCUCGAGAAGGCCAAAAUCGACGAGAAUGAGCUUGGGAAAAUCAAGGGCAACCUUGCGAUGAUUGCCGAUCUGAAGAAACCAGACGCCCCAACGCUCGAUGAUGAGGAGGCGAAGCUAAAGAGCUGGGAGAGCGAAUACGCCGACGACGAGGCGUAUGAGCGCAUUGCCUCUGAGAUCCAAGGUGAGCUGGUCUUCUCGCCCGUAUCGCCGGACUUUGUAGACACCAGCCUUGGUAACGAGCCGCUGGAAGAGACAGCGGCCAACUUGGGCAUCGUAGAUCCGACCGGAUCGAAUGCGGGUAUGCCGGCCCUCUCAAACCUCCUUGCCGAGCGUGAAACGCAGUCCGCGGCUUGA